Molecule: messenger RNA, 552 nt
Organism: Syngnathus typhle (broad-nosed pipefish)
Lineage: Eukaryota; Metazoa; Chordata; Actinopteri; Syngnathiformes; Syngnathidae
Product: protein BTG3-like
Exons: 3
Coding region: 58-552 (164 amino acids)
Biological process (GO): negative regulation of cell population proliferation; negative regulation of mitotic cell cycle
Cellular component (GO): nucleus; cytoplasm
Source: RefSeq, a predicted model, not a curated record
CCCCGACAAAAUGGAAGCAUAUUUUCAAGCCCCGAUCCAUUGGGCACAAUUCAAAAUAUGGAGAAAGAAAUAACCGAUGCUGUAUUUCCAUUAAUGAAGACGCUUGUUUCCAAGAAGGUGGAAUUCCAAAAAACGGAACUCUUUAUCCAGCGCUUGAGCUUUGCCUUGCAGAAGAAAUUUGAGGGCCACUGGUACCCCGAAAACCCGAGCAAAGGAGAAGCGUACAGGUGCAUACGAGUCAACCAAUACAAUCGUAACGAUCCGGAACUCCUUCGUGCUUGUCAUGAAAGUGGUGUGGAGUUUUGUGACUUGCGACUUCCCCUCGAUUUCACGCUGUGGAUAAACCCUGGUGAAGCUUUUUGCAGAAUCGGUGAAGAAAAUCCUCCAUUUUCAGUAGCGACUGUGGCUGCCAUGUAUAAGGAAUACCUCGCCAAGCAGUUGUCAAACACUCAGGACAACGAGAUGUUCGACUCUUGUUCUUCCUCGGAUGGCGAGGACAUACUUAAUGGUUUUUCUAUCAACAACGACAAACAGGUAUUUAAUAUGCAGUGA